Dentiscutata heterogama is the source of this 275-nucleotide messenger RNA. NCBI's taxonomy places the organism in Eukaryota, Fungi, Glomeromycota, Glomeromycetes, Diversisporales, Gigasporaceae. The record is from the annotation of a GenBank genome assembly.
AUGUUAAUUCUAAAGUCUUGCAUGAAGAAAUUUCGGGAUUUCUAAAAACAAAAUAUUUAUCAUAUUCUCCGGAUGAAGAACUUAAAGAAAUGAACGGAAUUAUAUACGGAAUUCAUAACAGAGUUUUUGUAUCCCUACCAGUAAUAGUCAAGAAAGAAGCAAAAAAUGUUCAUUUUUUUGUUGAUACCGGCUCUCCAAGCACAUACAUCUGUGAAGAAGCUUAUGAAACAUUCAAAGCAACAAUCGGGAAUAUAUCAUCUCCUAUUCGAUACUAA